This is a messenger RNA of Cotesia congregata, 2073 nucleotides long. The record is from the annotation of a GenBank genome assembly. Lineage: Eukaryota; Metazoa; Arthropoda; Insecta; Hymenoptera; Braconidae.
AGCGUUGUGAAAAAUAAUAUAACAAGAGGGAUGGAGAUGCAUACGCCUCAAAGGGACGUACGUUCAGCAGACGCGAUGAUGCCAAGAAGCCCACCGAUGAGUGAUACAACGCUGUACCCCUGGAAUUGGGGUGAGGAGGCAAGAAAUGUUAAUCUCAGCCCGGGCAGCUCCUGCUCUUCACCAGAGUACCGGGAUCAUCACCACAGCGGCAGCAGCGGUUCCUUGAAAGCCGGCGUUACACCUGGAACUAGAAACAGCAAUGAAAGUCACAGACGUGGUAGACCUCGUGCUGAUGCUUUGACCAAUCUGAUGAUGCAGGGCAGCACGUCGCCCAGCAGCAUCAAGUGCACCUUCUGCAACCGGGUCUUCCCUAGAGAAAAAAGCCUCCAAGCUCACCUGAGAACUCACACUGGUGAGAGACCGUACCCAUGUGAUUACCCAGGAUGUACAAAAGCAUUUACCCAAUCAGGCCAAUUAAAGACCCACCAACGACUGCACACGGGAGAAAAGCCAUUUUUAUGCACUGGUCCAGGAUGUGAGAUGAGAUUUACGCAUGCAAAUCGUCACUGUCCAGAUCAUCCUUACGCGACACUAACCCGGUCAGAUGACUUUGUCCUCAAACCAGUGUCAGGUAACACCGAACUACCCCACGACGUAACACGAUGGCUGGAGCGCUACAAAAUGGCCCGAGAUCGCGAGGACCGAACACCUACCGGGAAGGACCGCAAGAAAAAAUCCUGGAAGAGCUGCUCCGAUUACAAAAGACUAAAGUCCCGAAAAGGAUUGAUGAUGGACGCCGGGGAGCAGGAGAACCGGGACUGCAAGUCUCCAAACCAGCGAAUUUACUGCAGCGAGAGCCAAGACAGCCAGGAGGAGAGUCAGGACGACGAGGCGACUGAAGCUUGCCAAGUUCUUCACCACUCUGAAGACGAAGAUUCCGCCGCGACCACUGCCACAAAAUUAUCCGCGACUCCAGUGCGUCCCAUGUUCGACAGACUCCAGCCGAAGAAGCGAUGGCUUCGCGAAGCUUGUCGGGAGCAACUCGCGAAGCCUUUGGAGUGGGACUCGCAGCCCAAGAGACCAUUAAUCGAGCAAGAUGAAGCGCAAAUUGAAAGUACUCCCCUGAGAAGUGUCUCUUGUAUUCGGAAUUUCAACGAAGAAGUAGAUUUUCACUCUCUCGCGCCCGAUAAAUUAGAGGAAGAACCCAGUGAAGCUGCGAAAGGGUACGCAAGACCUCUCUGGCGGUCCGCGUCGCCCAAGUCCAGGUCUGACAGAGUUGGAAUGAACGUAGCUAAAGAACUGGUGUUUGACGAAACACCACUCCAGGAAACACCACCUCAGAACCUCUGGAGCCAUCAAUCUAUUAAUAGUAACCAAGUGCCAAUGUCCAAUGACCUCUGUCGCGGUAGUCUAGUUGAUAAUUUAAUUACUGAUUCAAAUAUUAAUGAUAAUUUAAGCGUUACUGAUUUAUCCUGGGGCCGUGAUACCAGUCGUGAUUUUCAAUGUAGUCUAGCGAACGAUAAUUUAAAUGAUAUUAAUUUAAACCCCACUGAUUUAUCCUGGAGCAGGGAUAAUACCGUUCGUGAUUUACACUCUAAUGAUAAUUUAAUUAAUAAUGUUAAUAAUUUAACAAAUAAAAGUGCUACUGAUUUAUCAUAUAAACCUCAGGGUUAUGAACAACUGCCUCGUUUACCUCAGCUUAGAGUCGAAGAAGAGCUAAAUAAAACAAGAUCCGAUAAUGGAACCAGGCCUACUGUUCUAAUGCUCGCUGGCAGUCAUUCUCAUCACGACUCACGUAAUAUCGUCCAGAGAGUUGGUUAUAAUAAUGACAACAGUAGUAUUUGUAAUAAUAAUAAUAAUAAUAAUUGUAAAGUUAUUGGGGCUGAAUCUGGAGACCAGAUUGUAAAAGAUCCAGCGAGUAGUAAACCUGACAAUAAAAAAUGGAUGGGUGCUCUGGCGCUUAUGGAACUCGCCAAGACUCAAGAAGAAGAUGACCGGGCUCAAGCCAUCGGGUCCGUAGACACUACUGAGAUUAUGGCAGUUCACUCUGACUUAAAGUAUACUCAACUUUAG